This is a messenger RNA of Gigantopelta aegis, 3522 nucleotides long. RefSeq names its product leucine-rich repeat-containing protein 74B-like. The coding region runs from base 923 to 2770 and encodes 615 amino acids. The transcript is spliced from 13 exons. Gene Ontology annotation, molecular function: protein binding. The record is from RefSeq and is a predicted model, not a curated record. NCBI's taxonomy places the organism in Eukaryota, Metazoa, Mollusca, Gastropoda, Neomphalida, Peltospiridae.
CUACCCUACUAUAAAAAAUCUAAUUCGUGGCAAUAAUUUAUCCGUUAAAUGUUAGCUUUUGGGAUCGAUUCGAGCGGGUGCACACACCCAGCACGCUACUGGAUCCGUGCCUUCAUUACACUAGGCUAUACAAUGUCACAACACGCCAAGCUACACAAUGCCACAUAAUAACAAAGACACGGCAUAAUACAUAACGGAGUUAAUAAAUGGAGCAUUCGAACAAUAAAAUGACGUCACAUAUUUUAAAAAUGAUUUUUUCUCUCUCUCUCUCUCUCUUCAACAUCUAGCCAAAUAUUAUUUCGACAUUGAAAACACACAUGCUUGAAGAAAGCGGCUCGUUUCAUAUACCACCACUAAAUCAAAACUUGACAUACGGUUUGAAUAACGAUAUCGAUAUUGAUUACAGGGGCCUAAAUGUCUGCGCGUAUAUACGCCACACAAACACCUUCGCAGAAUUGCACGUCUGUCUCUGCGAGGUCGGCCUGUUUCCUUUGACGACGCUCUGCUGUGCUAUAUUAUUAUCUGGACGCUCUGUAUUUUUUCACAUGGCAAAUAGACUCGGUAUCAUGUAUGCGCAUGUGGGUGUUUAUUUGCUGGGGGCCGCCGCGUAUUAAUAUGCAUUAAGUGCCACACACAAUCGGCUGUCGUCACUGCCUGCCCAUUCAUUCACUUGGUCACCCCUUAACAAGUUUCGGGUUUCAACCAUGAGCAAGCAACGGCAUGUGUGUUUGUGUUUUUGACAAAGGUUAGAUGAUCACCUUACACGAGUUCAACGGAGAAGGCAAAACGGAGUUACCCAGGAUAAAGUUGUGAACUGUCAGCUAACAUUAUGUAACUUAGUUGGAAAUAAACAAACAGAACAAGAUGAAAAACUUGGAUUAACGCUGUGCUUUAAAUACAACAACAAAAAUCCAACAAUAAGAUGACGUCACUAGCAGACACCACCGGUGUUGCUAAUUCUCCUGUGUCAGGGUUUGUACGUCUUGAUGUUCUGCAUGAAAAAGAGGAAGAAACACUAGUGGAACAUGAAGAAGCUAGUGACUGUUCACCUCGGCUAUCAUCGCGACUUCCCGCCCAAAAUACUCACGCUGCGCUUUCCCGAACACCUGUUUCCCAGCAGCCUGACUUGCUUCAGGUAAACAUAGAGGAGCCGGACAAUGUGUUGAUAACUGAGUUAAAAGAGGAUGCACAAGUUAAGCAGACUGAUGGCGAACUUUCUCAAACUAAUGGCGAGUCUGUCCAGCCAGAAGACGAGUCUCCCCAACCACAAGGCGAGUCUCACCAACAAGAAGGCGAGUCUCACCAACAAGAAGGCGAGGCUGAUCAACUUGAGAGCGAGAAUAUGUUGGGAACAGGUAUUGAUGGACCGUUAAGCGAGAGGUAUGAAACAACCGAUACUGAUGCCGUGAGUCAAAUGACCGUGGUCGACAUUGAACUGACAGAUGAAGAUUAUGACACAGAUCUAGAAAACGAAUUUCCCGAUGAUGAGAGUGAUCCAACGAAGUGUCUGUAUUUUAAAAUCUGCGAGCACCUCGAUAUCACACCAGUCUCCUACUUCCUACGUCACAUCAAUGACAAACACAUCACCAUGAGGUACCACAAUCUCUCUCCUGACGAGGUCAAGGCCAUUGCACUUGUACUCAAAGACACGGUGAACGUGGAGACGUUGAAUAUCUCCGGUAACUACAUCAAAGACGACGGGUGUUACGCCAUGUGCCGGAUGCUGGAAGAAAAUGACUACGUAGUGGAAAUUGGUUUAGCCGAUAAUAAGUUAACCAAUGUCAGCGCAGAAUAUUUAUGUCAGAUGUUUCGCGUAAAUUCUGGUAUCAAGAAACUCGAUCUGUCAGGUAAUGAGUUUGAUGACGCAGUGGCUGAACAAUUCGCAAAUAUGUUAGAGAGUAACAAAUAUUUGAAGGAACUGGAUUUGAGUAAAAAUAAAUUCGACCAGGUUGCUGGAGCAAUCCUUGGGCCUGCAAUUGGAUCCAACGAUUUACUUGAUGUCCUUGACCUUAGCUGGAACCGCCUACGUCAAAAAGGAGCAAUUGCUAUUGCAAAAGGAAUCAAGGAAAACAUGCGUUUGAAGGUGUGUCGACUCGCGUGGAACGGGUUUGGUACCGAGGGCGGACUAGCGCUGGCAGACGCUUUGUCAGCUCACGAGACACUGCUCGAGCUCGACGUUAGCGGAAACAGACUCACACUUCCGGUAGCAAACAAGAUGGCGCAAGCACUAUCAACAAAUGAUACGCUCAAAAUACUGCGGAUGGGCAACAAUCUGAUCACCUCUGCAGGUGCAAUAGCUCUCGUCACGGCAAUACACAAUUCUGAGAACAGCGAGAUGGAACUCUUGGAUCUUACGGAUGUUCCGGUCGAGUUCGAAUUUCUCCGAGUGGUAGAAGACAUUAAACUAAAAAAGCCUCACUUUCAAGUGAUUCAUGGCCCCGCGAUGAGGUCGGGAAAUACUCUUACCGAUAUCGGCAAGGCAGCUAUAGAACCAUUCAAAAGGAAUAAAGAACCAGUGAUUAUUCUUAAGGAGCACAUUGUGGUUAAUGACAUGCGUUUAAUAGACAUCUUAAAAAGAUAUGAUGUUGAAAACCAACUAAGUGUUUCACCUGAACAGUUUAUUACAGCAUUAGAUGAACUCGCGGUCCCGUACGACAAAAAGAAACUUGAACAUGCUGUUCAGAGACUAGCAAAAGACCAAUCAGGAAGAAUAUAUUUUGGUGACCAUGCGAAAUUGGAAGAAACAACAGAAACAAACGAGAAAGCAUAAUUAGUUGAAUCAAAGAAAAAAAACGACGAUUAAUAUCUGGUUCAUAAUUAAACACAAAGUGGAGAGACAAAAGGGCCCUUAUCUUGCUGUGAACGCGAUGUCCAUAGCUGAAGGCCUACUCCAUAAAACUACUUUUCUACAACCAACAACCAAUAAAAAAGGGAAAAUAAUCAUGCAGACUUUUAUGUUUUUCCCUAACAGGUGAUGGGCGUGUGUAAGGUCGAUAAUGGGACCACAAUUUCAGUAUAUUUCAACAAAGGCAGGCUAAAAUAUAAUGGUUUUUAGUUGAAUAAUAAAUGUCAAGAGCACGAUAAACUAAGCUUGUUUUACAAUUGUAUUCAUUGUACACGCGAUAGUUUCCAAAGUGAUACAACUCGCCGCUAAAAGUGUAAAAUAAACAAGUACUAAGAAAUUACAAUAAAAUAUACAAUAUUCAAAAUAUUUUUGCAUACCGGUAUAUUUGUAUACAUUUUAUUUUACCUCUUUGUUUUCAUUUUCAAACCCAUUCAUUGUUUUGACCUACUACCUCCAGAAGAAACAUCUAUUGUUACAGACGUACUAGCCGUGUGUCGUGUUGUAAACGUAAUCUGUGUACCAUGGAUAUCUUUCGCUUCUAAUACAACGUGUCUUUCAUACCCUGCAAAUAUACACCUCGUACACACGUUUCACCAAGUAUCUCAGUCCUGUUCGUUGGAAUUAGUGCUUAUUUAUGUCCUGUCAAAUGUACUCAUAAUAAAUUAUGUGGUUAAAUG